GCUCGAGCUGCUGCACACACCGGAGCACGGAGAGUUUUACAGACGAUUAACAAGGGUACACCGGCAUGGAAAUGUUGGCGAGCGGAUUUAGAGGCACCGAGCGGGCUGGUGAGCAGGUCUAACCGUCCAUCGGCACUUUUUGUGUCCGCGCGGCAGAGCGAAAAAGGAGGAGACGGGCAGUUGUAUUUACGCACCGGCCACGCAGCAUGCCCGAGUUGGACUAGAGGCAUACCCCUGCUGGAGCGCAACACGCACGCGGAACGGCGCUGAGAGCCGGGAGGAAUAUUUACAAUAGAAACUCAAUUCCUUUGCGGAGAAGAAUAGCAAAGGGGAGGGAGGAGUGAAAGAUAACACUGGAAUGAAGUGGACCUCGGGAUUCCCAGCGUGCUGCGGAGUUGUGACUGAUGGAUGAAUGUGGUCAUCUGUAGGGUAGCUAUAUACAGCGACAGGUACAGACACCAUCAGGGGAGCUUUGACAAAAGGCACGGCGCAGCGCUUCAUCGGGCAGCCGCAUCGCCAGAUUGUGUCUCCAAAAACUGAACGACUGGUUAGAUCUGUGUCAUCGCACAUCAGAUCGCACCGUCGAGUUGUCUCUUUAGAGUAAAAAAAAAAGAAAAGAAGGUCGCGAAGGGCUGUUUUUGUCUCAGCCACAGGUCAAUCAGGACACUCGGGGGCUGCUUCCCUUCCAGAUCCUACCAAGAAGCGAGGGGUGUCUUCUCAUUCUCACGUCCUGCGGACAGUUCAGUCAAGGACACCGGGGUCCGGAGCAUUUUUUAAAAGAAGUUGGAUAGAGGGACAUGUAUCUGAUAUCGACCUCACAUGCUCCCGACUGAUCGUAGCUCACCUUCCCACCGGGCGAACCACAGAUAAAGGCUGCCAGGCGCACAGUCCGACGCUCUGAGUAAUCGGCUCACAGUCUGUACAUUUAUCAGAAUGGCGGGACUCGGUUGUUGGAAGUAUUACCUCUGGAUCUUUAUUUUAAUGUGCAGGUCGGCGUUACCUUCGGCGAAAUCGCUGGAGACUAUAAUUUGGAGCUCGCAGAAUCCCAAGUUUGUGGCUGGAAAAGGCCUGGUGAUCUACCCAGACAUCGGGGACAAGCUGGACAUCAUCUGUCCUAAAGCGGACCAAGGCAGAGAAUAUGAGUUCUACAAGUUGUACCUGGUGAAGAGGGAGCAGGCGGAGAGCUGCAGUACCGUCCUCGAUCCUAAUGUCCUGGUCAACUGCAACAAGCCUGAGAAGGACAUCAAGUUCACCAUCAAGUUCCAGGAGUUCAGCCCCAACUACAUGGGCCUGGAGUUCAAGAAGAACGUCAACUACUACAUCACCUCAACCUCCAACGGCACAGUCGAGGGCCUGGAGAACCGAGAGGGAGGCGUGUGCAAGAGCCGAGCCAUGAAAGUCAUCAUGAAAGUCGGGCAAGUUCCGAAUGCAGUGAACCCUGUGGCGCCAGACGCUCCGGAAGACAAUGCCAUACCGGAGUCCAGUCCCAGUCCGCCUGACCAGGGUCGGAUUGGACCCGAGAUACCAGGAAACCCUGACCACAUGAAUCAGGACCAGGGUUCCUCGGCAAACUCGGACGGCUUCCUCGGAUCCAGAGUGGCCAUGUUCUCCGUCAUUGGGGCCGGCUGCAUCAUCUUCCUCCUGCUCAUCCUCCUCCUCGUCAUCCUGCUCAUAAAGAUGCGCAAGCGCGCCAGGAAGAACGCCCACUCGCAGCCCCGCCCCUCGGCACUGUCGCUCAGCACGCUGUCCAAUCCCAAACUGCCCGGGGGCACGGCUGGCACGGAGCCCAGUGACAUCAUCAUUCCACUGCGGACAGAGAACAACUACUGCCCUCACUAUGAGAAGGUGAGCGGCGACUAUGGCCACCCCGUCUACAUUGUCCAGGAGAUGCCCCCGCAGAGCCCUGCCAACAUCUACUACAAAGUCUGACACGCUCCACACAGCCAGCGACACAGCCAAGAGAGAGAAAGAGAGGAGCGCUUGAUUUAUGUUCUUGGGAAGAACACCUUCCUUUGCAUUCUGGGGACUUGAUGCUUCUUCAAGCCCCUGUUAUUACUACCACCUGCUGCACAAAUCUGGAGAGAUAUGCACUGACCAGUAACCAGCGGGGUUGCGAGCUGACUGAUGAGAGGUUUAUUCUGUUUGUUUGGGUCGUCUGACAAUCCCCCCACCCCCAAUCCCCCCACCCUCCCACCCUCAUCCUUCCCUCACCUCCCACCUUCUACGUCUCCCUGCUGUGCUCCGACAGGGGGGCGGAGCUGGAGCAAACCAACAGAUGGAACUACAGCUUCCUGGUUUGCUGUCCCCUUUUAAUGGGCAGGAUAUAACUUAUCUCAGUUCCCUGAAGUACAGUCUGUGCUACACCCAAUUAAACACACCAUCCUAGCACACGGGCAGGAACGGGCAGACACAGGCCCUGAACGCCACUCAGCCUGCAGUUUGUGUGCAAGCAUAAAACAUGUGUGUGUGUGUGUGUGUGUGUGUGUGUGUGUGUGUGUGUGUGUGUGUGUGUGUGUGUGUGUGUGUGUGUGUGUGUGUGUGUGUGUGUGUGUGUGUGUGUGUGUGCGUGUGUGUGUUAGUCAGGGCUCGGUGCUGGGCCAGGAAACUCUCCAGAUAGCUCAGGUAUCAGACACAGUGUGUGAAAUAAUGUGUUCCUCUCCCUUCGCACCUCUGAUGUUUGCCUUACUUACUAUUUUUGAUGGAGGAUUUCCUCGAACCCUGAGUCAGUUCACAAAGCAGUUGUAUUUUGUUAGACUUUUCCUACAAGUGCACAAUGUAUAGAGUUGAAUAGAUCAUCAUUAUCACUCCAUCUUCUCACUACCCGCGUCAUCCAUUGCGCUCAUUCGUUAUUUUUCCAAGAGAGUACCUUGACCUGGACGGUUGAUGUCGAGGUGUGUAUGUGUGUUUCCGGGAAUACUCCCUUCUCCACUGGUCUGAUAUGGGCUUUACCGUUACUCUGGUAUUUAUGACCUAUUUGUGUGUAUCUGAGGUCGUUAGUUUGUGUGUGUGUGUGUGUGUGUGUAUGUGUGUGUGUUUGGGCAUGUCCAGACCUGUCUUGUAUCUGGGCAGACUUAUUGGCUUAGGGCUGGAACAGUAAGUUACUGUAUCUUGAGCUUCAAAAACAAGACAGACAGACAGACUGACGCGCCGACAGGCAGACAUCUUACAAAACCCUUCUAGUGCUCCAGCUGGCAGCGAUUGAAGGUUUUUUAUUGUGUCUGAUGAGCUUUCGGGGAGAUAGUUUUCAAGACAGCAGGCAGGUUGAUAGUUGUUUGUUCUAGCCUUUGGUGCUACACUGCAAGCAUCAAACAGUUAGUUUGGUGCCUGCUGCCUAGGCGAGAUGGGUGUAGGUUGGACGGUGGGCACUGAUUGGCUGGCCUACAUAGGUAGGAUGCCCUAUAUAUAAGUUGGAUGGCGAGCUACGGAUGAACAUUGGGAUACAGUAUUGUCAGAUGCCAAUUGCCAAUUGGCUGCCAUCUGUAGAUGAGUCAGUGGUGUGCGCAGUCAGUGGCAUCGCCAGCGUGUGACUAAUCUAUGUGCCAUCUCCGUGCCCACACUCACCAGCCGGGGAGGAGAGAGAGCGAGAGAGAGAGCGAGAGCAGCGGAUAAAGGAGAAAAUGUUCCUGUGACUUGGCUUUAACCUGAGAGGAAGAUGGCGGGUGGGGGGUGGGGGGAUGGGGGGUAGUUUAGCAUUCAUUUUUCCAUCCUCUCACCAGUUGUGCUGUGAAUAAAAAUGCUGUGCAGAAUAUUCUUCCACAGUCAAGGUGUUCAGCCAGCGAGGACACUGCAGCUCAGCUAUCACACAGCCCAGGGCAGCGGCACCCAGACAGGAUUUACUGCAGCUGGAUGUGUGCACGUGUGCACACCGAAGCUCGCCUUUAGGUGGGGUGGUGGUGGUGGUGGUGGCGGGGGGUGCGGGGUGGUGUUUGAGUCUGUCUGUGUGCACAUGUAGGUGCUUCUAUGUGUUGCUUAUUUGUGCUUAUAUUUGCAGUUUUUUCCCUCUCUCUCGCUCUCUCUCUGUGUGUAUGUGUGUGUGUGUGUGUGUGUGUGUGUGUGAAUGCCUCUGUGGUGUAGCAGCUGAACAGUCUUGUUUUGGGACUGGAGCUAGGUGCUCCCAAACAGUGUGGCUGCCAAAGUACGGAGCGCCGCAGUCCCGGUUAAUGAUGUGUGAGAGGAAAGGAGAGAAGAUAAGAACAGCUAUUCCUCAGCACACGCAGACACAAGCUGACGUUUGAUGCGCACGUGCACACACACGCACAGACACACAGAGACUGACGGGUCCAGGUUUAUCUCCAGUCAAACGGUCAGACUGCCGGUGAAUGUUUAUUCACCAGCAGAGAGACCUAUCAUCCGCUGCCACAAACUAUUGCCAUCCACGGAUAUACACUGCUGAGAUAAAAGGCAGCCCAGCUUGAAGACUCGGGGAAGACUCCAAUGGCUUUUGCGUGUCGUUGACCUUAGAGUUAACAACCUAAACAGCUGCUCGUGCUUUUGUGGUCCUGUGUUUUAACUCAGCAUGCAGCCCUCUGUGGCCCUCUGUGAAACACAUCUAGAUCAAAUAUUUUUGUUUCGGAUCGGUGCGCAUCCAUUCACCUACACCAGCCAAGGGAGUCAUUACCAAAUUACCACAAACCAUAUCUCAUUUUCAUUCAUUCUCGUGACCACUUAAUGUUAUUCAAAUUUUCGGGGAGAAAAAAAAAAUUAAGAGGAGAUAACAGAAAUGUAAAUAUAUGGAUAGAGCCCAAUUUAAGAUGUAAUUUCACCUGAACACUGCUCAUAAUAAAAAUUUAAAAUUAGAUUUUUGUAAUGGAGGAUGUUUGUAAAUAGCUGUCUUUUUAAAGUGUGUUUUGUAUGAAUCCUUGCAUUUUUGUCUCUGUUUGCAAUAUGUUUUUAUUUUCUUUUCUUUUAGAGUUAAACUGAAUAUUGCAGCGGACACACAAACUGUCUUUUUUUUUGCAGUGUCCAGUAUUGUCAAAAAGUCUUUGUUACCACAUGUGUUAAGAGGAAAAAAAAAAAAACAAAAAAAAAAAACUGGGGUUCAGAGUUUUUACAUCGCCAUUCAACAGGAUUCUAGUUGCUCAGAAACUGUUCAGGACUGAAGCUUUGUCACCGAGCGGCUUUGAAAUGGAUAGGUCAUUGAAACUAUGAAUGAUAAGGCCCCUUCCCUGUUGGAGACAGCACUUAACUCUGCAUAUGAAGACUGUGUUAUUCCACUGCCUUUGAGUUACCUACACCUUCCACUCCAUUAUGAAAUGUAACAAAAACAUUUUGCUCCACAAAGAUUAAUCUUUUCUGAGUUUUAAUAAGUCUAUUGGGCCAGACGGAGAGACGCAGACAGAGAGAGAGGGAGAGGGAAAGUACAGGAGGGGGGAAAAAAAAAAGAAAAGAAAAGGGGCCACGUAUGAGAGUGUGACUGUACUGCGCUCGCCAAUAAAUCAUCCGGUUUACACCACUCAUUAUCUCCCAGGCGGUCCUUUGUUUUAAAGUUGCUCUCUCUCCUUCUCUUUCUCUCCCUCCGCCCCUCUCCUUUGUCAUCCCUCCUUUCCUAAUUUAGCACAAGGAUGUUGGUCGCUCAUGGUUUGAGUCUCACUGUAGGUUGAUUUCUGCUAUUGUUCAAAGCCACAGUAUUAUUUUUCAAUGUGCAUGUGUAAGCAAAACCUGUUGAAUUUGUUUCCCUUCGUUUGAAUCAUAACUGUCAUUCUGUUAUUUUAUUUCUUUUUUUCUUUUUUUUUUUGCCAUUCACUUUUCUUGCCGCUUCUCAGCGUAACCUAUUGGCACCAGCUACAAUGGAAAUAACGUUCCACCAGUUUGGAAACAACCGCAUAUUGAUAAAUAAAAUUUUUCCCAUGGAACUCGU
Seriola aureovittata is the source of this 5857-nucleotide messenger RNA. It is a transcript of the gene efnb1, whose product is annotated as ephrin-B1. The transcript has 5 exons. Gene Ontology annotation, cellular component: plasma membrane. The record is from RefSeq and is a predicted model, not a curated record. Gene Ontology annotation, molecular function: ephrin receptor binding. Lineage: Eukaryota; Metazoa; Chordata; Actinopteri; Carangiformes; Carangidae. Gene Ontology annotation, biological process: axon guidance; ephrin receptor signaling pathway. The coding region runs from base 934 to 1929 and encodes 331 amino acids.